AUGGAUAGCAGGGAGGAAAAGCAUUUGAACAUCGCACUUCAGAUUAGCAGUUUCAGGGCAGCCUUGAAGGAGUUUGAAAAAUUGGCUGAACGUGUAGCGGCCCAAAAAAGAGAUGAAAGAGCAGGCUUGUUUAUCCAAAAGGAAGAUGCAAUUGAUUAUGACAAGUUUUAUGCGACAGUACAGGAACUCUUCGGUCCAGAAGUGAAGAAUCAAGAUGCGAAAUGCUUUUACAGGAAACUCUGCAACAACCUCGAUGCCUCUAUAGACUGGUGUGAGAUUUUUGGAUACUUCUCCUCUGAAGAAGAUUCUCUUGCUUCCCAGAUGGAUGAAGAAAGUUUGGUUUUCCUUGUUUCUAGAAAACAGCGAAUUACAAUUUCAGGCAGUAGAAGACGGGAUGUGAUUAAGUGCAUCGUCAAGAUUCCUCAGUUGGAUUUAAUAAUAACAGCUUCUCAGAAAGGAUUAAUAACAGUCUUCAACAGCCAGAUGAGAGUUCAGACUAGCACCAAUGUUACCGACACCUCCUGGAUUACAGGAUGUGAUUACCUCUCACAGCUGAAACGAAUUGUCGCCACUACAGAAAGGACCAUUAUCGUCUGGGAUUACAAAGCUCAAGGGAGCAGCCAGGAAAACUAUUUUGUCAUCAAGCCUAUGGAUCACUGCCUCCUCUGCGUGUGCACAGUGUCCCUGCCCGACCAACUCUGCCGAGACGACAUCCUCUUAGGGGAUGAUGGAGGUUUCGUGAACAAAUUCACAGUAAAUAGUGACGACUUUGGACUGAAGCAGGCAAAAUCCAAAAAGAAAUUACAAACUCAGGUCCUGGACUCAAAGAACUUUAAAAGCGUUAAGAGGAAGCUACAUAAUGACUGGGUUAUGAAAAUUAGAUACAUUUCAGCCCUAAAUUGCUUUGGAUCUUGCUCCUUAGACAGUGCUCAUUCACUAGUUUUGGAUUCCUUGAAGAGACUUGAGGAUAAUUUGCCUGUCAGAGAGUUUGCCAUGCCAAGAGGAGCCAACACUUUUUGUUACUGUAUAAAAGCAAAUGUGAUUGUCACUGGAGGGGAUGACAAGGUGCUGCGGUUGUGGCACCCCAGUAUCAGCACCAAGCCAGUGGGGAAGCUUGUGGGGCACAUGUUCAGCAUCACCGAGAUUGUGACAAAUGAGAAAGAUCAGCACGUCAUUAGCCUUUCCUCUGCAAAGGUUUUCAGGGUGUGGGACAUACAGACUCUGUCACUAUUACAAGUCUUCCACGACAGCCAGGGAGGACCAGGAGACAUGCAGAUUUAUUCCAUGAUAUUUGAUUCCAAUCACGGCAUGCUUGUUACAGGAUCUAGUGUAGUGGACAUGUAUCCUUUGACUAGGAUGAUACAAGACACAAAACAGAUUCCUCACACUCACGAACGAGAAAUCAAUGUCAUGCUUUACAACAAAUAUUUUCACCAAGUGCUAACUAUCUGCUCUGAAUCCAUAAUUAAGGUAUGGGAACUUGAGACUGGCCUCCAAAUAUACCAGAUUUUAGACCCUCAUGGAUUCAACGUUGAACUGACUUCUGCAGCUAUUGAUGAGACUGGAUUUCUUUUUGCCACAGGAGCAUAUAAUGGAACGGUUAAAAUCUGGGACUUCGGCAGCGGGCAAGAGAUGAAAGUGUUGCCAGAAGGAAAGGACUGGAAGGAGGAGGAGCACUGGCUGCAUCGCCUGGUUUUCCUGAAAGCUCAGGAGAAGCAUCAGUAUCUGAUCCUCGCCCUGGAGCGCAACGGGAAGAUCAAAAUGCUCCAGGGUAAGGAAGAUGACGUUUGCCUUGUGGUGAUCUGGGAGCUGCCGGAUGUCGUGCCUGUCCUACAAUCCGGGAGCCGCGUUGUGCAUGUGAGGACAUCUACUAAAGACAGGAGCAUGGCUAUUCCCUUUCCAGAUGUCGAGCUGAUGGUUGAGAAACACUCUUCUCAACAUGUUACGAAUCCCGCCAUCAGUGUAGAAGUGAACUGCAUUGAUUUACUACAAGUAGAAGGAUAUAAUUUGAUAGCUGCUGGAACCCUAAAUGGCAUGAUCAUCUUAUGGAAUUUUGUAACAUCUACUGUCAAAGAAGUGUACAGACCUGAAGACUGCUUCACUGUGGGUGCUGAUUUGGAUCCAAAACGCUUUAGAAUUAAUGACAUCCUGUUCCUCUUUCGUAGCCCUGAAUGUGCAAGAAGGUCAAGUCAGGAUUCCAUAUGCUCUUCGUCCCACUGUGAUUCCAGUCGGGGUCCACAGAGUAGUAAGGGAAGCAAACAGAGCAUCCAUGAGAGCGAGGUCAAAGGUGAGCAAACAGAUGUCACAGCGCGAGAGCAACACCCAGUGGACAAAAAACGGCCUGGGGGCACCAAUCUAACAGAUGCCCAGCCACCUAUUCUUGUCACUGCGCAUGAGGAUGGACACCUCCGCCUGUGGACCAUUGAGGGAAAACUACUGAAAGAUAUGCUUCCUUUCACAAAACAUUCCGCCAUUUCUCUGACAUCGCUGUACACUGAUUCCUGUGCCAGGAUACUCCUGACUGGAAAUAUGGAAGGACAUGUUAUCCUGUGCAGUAUUAGCUCCUUCCUGGAUCCACCUCAUGAUGAAAAGAAAUUCAAGCAGGUCCUCGCCUGGCGUGCUCAUUCUCUGGAAAUUAUUCAAGUGAUCUAUGUAGAAGACAAACAAGUGGUGCUCACUGCCUCCAUCGACGGCUCAGUAAGGCUCUGGCAUGCACUCAAUGGUCAUUACUGUGGAUAUUUUGGACAGCGAAGAAUGUUUGAAAUAUCACAGACAAGUGAUUUCAUUUUGCCUUGUGAUGUUAAUGAAUAUCCCAUAGAAAUAAAAGAAGAAAGCAAGUUCACAGAGAAGAAGCAAAAGUAUGAAUAUCCUCUGGUAUUUGACAAGCAAAGAUGGAAAAAAAUGAGCUCAAUGUCUUUGCUUUUCAAACGUACACCUCCCAAGACCUUUGAAGUGGAACAUGAUUUUAAGUUUUUCAAGUCUCUUUCUUCUCCCAAGAUUCAACGACGUGCUUUGGAAGGUUUCAUGACUGAAAACAGGGAGGCAGGGAUUGUUUUUGGUUCUCUGCCUAUAUACAAGGUACCAAGCCCCACCAGUCUAAAAUUCCUUCCACUCAUCGAGUCAGAACCUCAAAGGGAGUCUCCAGAUGGCAUUCCAGGAAAGAAGAAGGGAGGUCAUGUUCAACAUGAAAAAUCACCACGGAGGAGAAGUCUGAAAAGAAAUUUAAUCCCGCAAAUAAAUCUGGCUUCUUCCUUCUUCCCAGCCAUCCCCAGAUGAAGAGAGAAAAG
Messenger RNA from Equus quagga, 3287 nucleotides. It is a transcript of the gene WDR64, whose product is annotated as WD repeat domain 64. The coding region runs from base 1 to 3276 and encodes 1091 amino acids. The record is from RefSeq and is a predicted model, not a curated record. NCBI's taxonomy places the organism in Eukaryota, Metazoa, Chordata, Mammalia, Perissodactyla, Equidae. The transcript is spliced from 28 exons. Gene Ontology annotation, molecular function: protein binding.